AUGAAUUUGGGUUUUGCUCUGAUGUUGGUGUGCAGCACUGCAGAGCAAGAGUACUUCUUUCAUUCAGAAAACCUCAGCUGGGCCGAUGCCAGGAACCACUGCCAGGCCUGUUACAAAGACCUGGUGACACUGACUCCUCAAAACAUCCAAAGCGUCCACCGGAAACUCACCUCUGACUGCUGGGUCGGCCUCCGCAAAAACUUCUCCUCCACCACUAACUCCACCACCAUGACUUGGCCUGGCUGGACCCGCUGGGCCAACGGGGAUCCCCUCGUCUUCCAGAACUGGUAUCCUGGCUGGCCUGUGUUGAAAUCCUCCUUACCGAAAAGCUACUGCUGCAGCUGCUCCUGCACCUGCCCAGCGACGCCAACCCCUACCAUGACCGGUUUCACAGAAUUCACAAGCUCAAAUAUGACGAGCUUCACCAGCGUCACAGACCAAAGUUGGACAAAUUCCAGUGGACUUAAUGAAACCAACUCUGCGCCCAUGACCACGGCGUUGCCAAGAGCAGCAGAAUGUGAUCGAUCACCUAUGCUGCCGGACAUCCCUAAUAUUGAUGAAAAUUAUAUUGAAGACUCUUGUGUGGCCAUGCUCAGCUUUGGGGCUUGGGUUGAAAAGAACUGCUCGGAGCUUCUGCCUUCUAUAUGUUAUGAAGAUAUUUUCCAUGGCCAAGUCAACGUGACCUAUGUGACUAAAGAGAGCGCUAAUCUCACAUGGCUACCUGGACCUGGCAACAUUAGCAGUUACCGUUUAGAGGUUAAAGGCGGCAUACUGCCGACCUAUAAUCUGACAAAUUUGACCUAUGACCUUGUCAACCUGACAGCAGGCACCUACUACUCAGUCCGGGUAUUCCCCGUUAAAUGCGAGAGAGACCUCAACCCACAGGUGGUGUCCUUCUACACCGUACCUAACAAAGUCGAAAUCCUCAAUGUCACAAUGGUGACAGAAACCUCUGUCUCCCUGAGCUGGGACAAACCAGCUGGGGGAACGGUUUCCUAUAUUAUUAAUGUCCAGGGAGAGAAGAAUCAGAACAUUCAGACCAAUCUAACAAGUUACACAGUCAACAGUUUGAUACCUGGAAACCUUUACACAUUCACUGUCACCUCAGAGGUUGAGGACAAGUCCCAACGGAGUGAAGGAUUCAACAUCAUGAAAUACACCAAGCCCUCCAAAGUGUCCAACCUGCGGGUGUCUGAUAUUACCAACACCUCGCUGCUGCUUACAUGGGCACCACCUAUAGGAAACGCCACAAGUUACAAAGUGAAGGCUGUGAAUGACAGUAAUUUUAUGUUGUUUGAUAAUUGCACGGAGAAGCAAACAAAUGUGACAGUAACAGGGCUGCCAGCAGGCACCAAGAUAAUCCUCAGUGUAGCAGCACUGGUCAAUGACACUGAGGAAGGAAACACCGUGACCAUCAUCAGCUACACUGUACCUAACAAAGUCGAAAUCCUCAACGUCACAAUGGUGACAGAAACCUCUGUCUCCCUGAGCUGGGACAAACCAGCUGGGGGAACGGUUUCCUAUAUUAUUAAUGUCCAGGGAGAGAAGAAUCAGAACAUUCAGACCAAUCUAACAAGUUACACAGUCAACAGUUUGAUACCUGGAAACCUUUACACAUUCACUGUCACCUCAGAGGUUGAGGACAAGUCCCAACGGAGUGACGAAUCCAUCUAUCCAUCCAUCCGUUGUCAACCGACUAUCUUGUGUACAUGGUGGUGGGGGAGCCUGAGUGAAGGAUUCAACAUCACGAAAUACACCAAGCCCUCCAAAGUGUCCAACCUGCAGGUGUCUGAUAUUACCAACACCUCGCUGCUGCUUACAUGGGCACCACCUAUAGGAAACGCCACAAGUUACAAAGUGAAGGCUGUGAAUGACAGUAAUUAUAUGUUGUUUGAUAAUAAUAACACGGUGAAGCAAACAAAUGUGAAUGUAACAAACCUGCCAGCGGGCACCAAGAUAAUCCUCAGUGUGGCAGCAAUGGUCAAUGACACGGAGGAAGGAGACUAUGUGACCGCCGUCAACUACACUGCUCCUAAUCCAAUUUCAAACCUGAAUUUGGUCCCAACAAAUGUCUCCCUCAAUGCCACCUGGGACCCUCCUGUGGGUGAUUAUUCAUCGUUCAAGAUUGUGCUCCAGCUGGAUGGCCAAACUAUUAAUACAACAACCAGCCUAACACCUCGGAUGCACUUUCACAACCUGACGGCUGCAGCCAAAUACACAGUGACUGUCUACAGCGUUGGUGGAAAUCUCAGCAGCACCCCAGUGACUCUCUCCAACUUCACCUUGCCAUCGCCACCUACUGAUAUCACAGCCACUUCCAGCAAUAAAAGCAUCACAUUCAGUUGGAAAGCUCCUGUCAACUCACAUACAGUCAACUACAGUGUCACAAUCGACUCCAGCUUCUGGGUCUCCACCGAGUCUCAUCUUUUGAAUGACCAAACCAGCUACACAUUUAGUAACUUGAAGUCAGGGACCAAGUACAACUUUACAGUGAAAUCAGUGGCCCAUGACUUGUCAAGUGAUCCAACAAGUGCAUCAUAUUCUACAGUUCCAGUGAUUAAGACAGUCAGUCUGUCUAUGUUGUGCUCCUCAGCAGAACGUCUCUACUGUGAUAAAAGCACCACAAGGGAAAAAGUUUUUCAACAGCUGAAAAAACAUUUCACCACCAACUGGGGGGACAGGAUUGUCUGGCAUCUCGAGCAGCAGAAAAGUGAAAACUAAGACAUUUAAUGUUUUCUUUUUCAAUUAGUUACUUAGUGUAUUGGUAGAGGUACUUUACACUAAUGAUUUCUAGCUUGUGUUCUUUUUUUGGAAAUGUGUUCAUGUUAAAAGCUUUUGUUAUAUGCUGCAGCCUACUUCUGUCCAGGAAAUCAAACAUUAAGCUGCUGUGUAUGAUAUUAAGUCAGAAGAAUUGAGAGGAAUUUUAUCUUGUGAUUUUUAAAACGGUACAAUUCUUAAAAUGUAUUGUAUUCAGAAUUUAAAUUAACCCAAAUGUUUUUUGGUGUUGUACAGCUCACUCAAAGAUGGAAGUCGCGAUAAAAAUAGUUAGUGUGGUAAAAAGAAUCCUAUGUAAAUCAAAAUUAUGAGAAAGAAUAAUAAUAAACACAUGUUCACAAACUUACAAGAUAGAAGUCAAAUUAGCUUAACGUAAUAAUUUUAGUUUGAAUCAUGUUUUACUUUUAAUCCUUUUUUUCUGGUGAAAGAGGGUCAUCCAAAUGUCUGUUAAUAAAUAAAAAGAUCUUGUUUCUGUG
This is a messenger RNA of Micropterus dolomieu (smallmouth bass), 3251 nucleotides long. RefSeq names its product receptor-type tyrosine-protein phosphatase eta. Gene Ontology annotation, molecular function: protein binding. The record is from RefSeq and is a predicted model, not a curated record. The coding region runs from base 1 to 2721 and encodes 906 amino acids. Lineage: Eukaryota; Metazoa; Chordata; Actinopteri; Centrarchiformes; Centrarchidae. The transcript is spliced from 14 exons.